This is a messenger RNA of Eptesicus fuscus (big brown bat), 933 nucleotides long. It is a transcript of the gene MDFIC, whose product is annotated as MyoD family inhibitor domain containing. NCBI's taxonomy places the organism in Eukaryota, Metazoa, Chordata, Mammalia, Chiroptera, Vespertilionidae. The transcript has 5 exons. The coding region runs from base 176 to 907 and encodes 243 amino acids. The record is from RefSeq and is a predicted model, not a curated record.
GCCGGCCGGGUCGGGGCCGCGGGCCAAGAGUCCCAGGCCUCCGUCCGGAUGUGAUGAAAGGAGCGCCCGACGAGGAAGUGCUGUGGGAGGCAGGAGUGGAGGCCGGGAAGCGGCCCGGUCCCUGCGCGCAGCGCCGGCGGGGCGGCCAGCUAGGCAGCUGUCGGGGGAGCGGCCCAUGUCCGACGCCGGCGAAGCCCUGGGUCCGGGGCCCCGACCGGGGGCCGAAGCUGGCGAGGGCCGCCUGGGCGCCCCGGCCCAGGAUAAAUGUGAAAAAGAAAAUACCGAGAGAGAUAUAACUCAUGCUACGAAUAGCUGCUUCACACAUGGAGAGAUGCAAGACCAGUUCAUUUGGGGAAAUUGUUCAGAGGAUGAACUCAUCAGAACCCAACCUCAGCGCUUGCCUCAGCUUCAAACUUCAGCACAAGAACCAAGUGAGGAGGACAUAGACAAGACAAAGAACUGCCACAAAAGUCUGAGCAAUGGAAAUGGAAUUCACCAUGGAGCCAAACAUGUGUCUGUGGAUAAUCGAAGACUUUCAGCACCUGUUUCGCAAAAAAUGCAUAGAAAAAUUCAGUCCAGCUUGUCUGUAAAUAGUGAUAUCAAUAAGAAGAGCAAAGUAAAUGCAGUCUUUUCCCAAAAGCCAGGCUCCUCACCUGAAGAUUGCUGUGUCCACUGUAUCCUGGCCUGCUUGUUCUGUGAAUUCCUGACCCUCUGCAACAUUGUCCUGGGACAAGCUUCCUGUGGCGUCUGUGCCUCAGAAGCCUGCUGCUGCUGCUGCGGAGAGGAAAUGGGCGAUGACUGUAACUGCCCUUGUGACAUGGACUGUGGCAUCAUGGACGCCUGUUGUGAAUCAUCAGACUGUUUGGAAAUCUGUAUGGAAUGCUGUGGGAUUUGUUUUCCUUCAUAAAUAUUUAUCUUUUGUUUGUGUUAAAA